Molecule: messenger RNA, 1614 nt
Organism: Phycodurus eques (leafy seadragon)
Lineage: Eukaryota; Metazoa; Chordata; Actinopteri; Syngnathiformes; Syngnathidae
Product: cell surface A33 antigen-like
Exons: 7
Coding region: 1-1614 (537 amino acids)
Cellular component (GO): plasma membrane
Source: RefSeq, a predicted model, not a curated record
AUGACAUCAAAGAAGCGACUUGAAUGGCAGAAUCUGCUUCUGAUACUAACAGUGCUUCCCUCCUGCAGGAGUUUGCAGGUUUCAAUCCCGCAGGAAGAAUAUGAGGUCGCGAGCGGAGGAGAUAUAACUCUGACAUGUUCCUUUAUUCCGGCAAAACCCGACUUCAACAUUCUGGUUCUCACAUGGGAAGCGUAUCCGGACGUCGUCGAGGAUCCAAUGGAACCUGUGGCCACCUAUUUUUUAAACAACGCGGUCGACAUCGCACCCGCAUAUGAAGGCCGGGCGUUCAUGGAAGUGGAUGUUGCCACACAACAGAGCACACUGCAACUAACAAAGCUAACCGUACAGGACAGCCGUCACUUCCAGUGCAGCGUCAAGAUACCCGAUGACGACGAAGGAACUACCGCGUCCUCCACUUCCCUUCUGGUGUUGGUUCCUCCCUCCAAACCUCUGUGCAGGCUGCAGGGAACAGCAGAAUAUUGGCACAAUGUCACCCUCACCUGCACGUCUCAGGAGGGCUCCCCGAAACCGACUUAUGAAUGGAAGAGCUACAGUGUAGAAAACAUACUGAGAAAAUUUCCACCCAAGACCACUGAGGAGGAUGGAGCUCUUUCCCUGUUCAAUAUUUCAAGAGAGACUUCCGGAUUCUACAUCUGCGUAACAACAAAUCGAGUUGGCUCCGACAAAUGCAACGUUACCUUAGCAGUGAUGCCUGGCGGCAUGGACUUUGGGGCCACCGCGGGUAUAAUUGGUGGUGUCGUCGCUGGAUUUCUUCUUCUUGGCAUUAUCAUCUUCUGUUGCUACAAGAAAAGGUCCAAAAAGCCCAAGAAUGCUAAAGGUUCCCCCAAAGAAAUUGAAUUUUCAGAUGCUCCUGAAGCUCAGUAUCGGGAUGAAGACUAUAAUGGUGAAAAAAAGCAGUCAGACUACAAAGACGCCGUUCCUCAAAACAAUCACAACACGGGAACUGCUGGACAUACACCAGAAGAAGACCAUCGGAGCGAGCGAGACCAGGAUAGCCAGCGUGAUCAAUACCAUGGUAGUCGUGAGCGCCUUGAUCUGAAUGAGUACAUACGUCGUCGCGACAAGCUCGACGAUCACCGCGAUAGACCAGAUAGGUUUGACGAUCAGCGUAAUCGUUACGGUGGAAGUCGAGAUCGCCUCGAAGAACAGAACGAGUACAGAGGAAGUCGCGACAGGCUCGACGAUCAGCGCGAUCGCAACAGUCACGAUAGGCUCGAUGAUCAGCGUAAUCAUUACCGCGACAGCAGAGAUCGCCUCGAAGAACGGAACGACAGCAGAGGAAGUCGCGACAGGCUCGACGAUCAGCGCGAUCGCAACAGUCACGAUCGGCUCGAUGAUCAGCGUAAUCAUUACCGCGACAGCAGAGAUCGCCUCGAAGAACGGAACGACAGCAGAGGAAGUCGCGACAGGCUCGACGAUCAGCGCGAUCGCAACAGUCACGAUCGGCUCGAUGAUCAGCGUAAUCAUUACCGCGACAGCAGAGAUCGCCUCGAAGAACGGAACGACAGCAGAGGAAGUCGCGACAGGCUCGACGAUCAGCGCGAUCGCUACGGUGGAAGUCGUGAUCGCCUUAAUGACGCCUAUGAUCGCUAG